GUUGCAAGCACUGGAUUCACUGAAUCUCACUUGACAUCCAGUACUACAGGAAACAAAAUCAGCGCCACAUGUACCAAAAAAACUAUAGCAUGGAGUUGUGCCAUUACAAGUCGUCCUCACAUGGCAACUUUGGGUGUUUGA
Cetraspora pellucida is the source of this 141-nucleotide messenger RNA. NCBI's taxonomy places the organism in Eukaryota, Fungi, Glomeromycota, Glomeromycetes, Diversisporales, Gigasporaceae. The record is from the annotation of a GenBank genome assembly.